Messenger RNA from Porites lobata, 13600 nucleotides. Lineage: Eukaryota; Metazoa; Cnidaria; Anthozoa; Scleractinia; Poritidae. The record is from the annotation of a GenBank genome assembly.
GGACCUCCAGGACCUCCCCAAUACCUCAAAGCAUUUAACACAAGUUACAACUACAUACGUAUUAAGUGGGAACCACCCCUCGAAUUCUUUGAUGGACCAAUGAGCGGCUAUAUUGUAAAAGUGACAAACUUUGGGGACCCAGGUGCGGUGGUACGAUUGGUAUACUCCAGCUGCCGGACAGGAGGAAUUGAUAUUACAGACCUCGAAGAAAAAGUAGCGUACUGUGUUUAUGUGACAACAUUUAAUGAAUAUGGAAAAUCGAACAGCAGUUCGUGUUUGCCAGUAUUCACUGGAGAGAAAGGUUCGUUUCUUUGAUUGAUAUUGAUUGACUGAUUGAUUGGUUGAUUUACUCUCCAUGAAAUUAGUGCAACUGAGAAAGAAAAAUGACGAUAGUAGCCGUAGCCGUAAGCUUCCCUGAGAUGUGUUUAAUAUCAUAGGGAGGCCGUAAUGAAUUUCGUUUUAUUAUUCUGCAUUCAAAACAUUUUCAAACUCAAAAUCAUUUCCACAUAUAAUUUCUUCAAAACAUUUUCCCGAUCCUGGGCAGUUUCUUAAUAAGAAAGCAUGCUUCUUGGGCUGCCUGUGGUGGCAGAGCCGCAAAUAAAGGUCUGAGUAGCUUGUAUGACGAAAAAAGACAAAUAGCGAAACCAUAAAGAAGAGGACGUUUCGGGGGGGGCGUGUCCGAUAUAAUCAAAUGGACUUGGAACAAAAACAAAAUUUCGGCGUGAAGUUACAACUAAAUUUCACAGUCAUUCGAAUUCAGUAUACCCCCGUGACUUCAAUUCAGUGACCACAAAAAAAAGAUUGAAUUAAAUUAAGAAUUUAAUGUGACUAUAGUACAAAUAAAAGUUUCAGUUUUCUGGCCUUAGCAAGCCAUUUGUCUUUUCAAUGCCUUUGAAAGGGGAAACAGAAACAAAUUUUGCACAAAGAAUAUUUUUGCAGAAUUUUGUCUCUUAGCACGCUCAAAAAGCAUGCACUCAUUGAAAUGUUUGUCAUUUUUCCAACUACAUGUAUUAUAAUGUUUUCAAGCGCUUAUGAGUUAAAGCCACGUUUGAAUAGUCAAAUCCUUGAUUACAUUUUUGGCCUCAUGAAACAUAUGCUUGUCACUAUCUGAUGGGCCCGAUAUACCGAACGGUUUCGGAAACUGAAUUAUUUUUGAAAAAUCCCAAUUUUUACAAAGAAUGUGUGAGCUUAUUAUCGUUUUUGCCACUAGCAAUUUCGCAAUUUUUGAUUGCUGCUAUUUGCUUUGUUAUUGGUUGAAAAGAGCUGAAACCCGCACAAACUGCUCAAAUUAACCAGCUCUCUCUCAAUAAUUUGUAUUUACGGCGAGGUGUUCUAUGGUUUAGCUCUACGUAUGCUAAUAAGCAAAACAAUGACGUCAGCAAGGAUUCGGAUAUUAGCCAUUUCCAUAUAGGCCGUAAUGCACCUUAUUUACCCCCUCAUAUUUUGCACAUCCAUUCUCUUCGAUUUCUCUUAGGACGACUGUAAUACACAGGAGAAAUUGGAAGCAAUAAUGGUUAUGCAAAAUGGUGGGGGGGGGUUAAACAAGGUACAUUUUAGUCCAUGUCAAAAUGGUGAAUAAAAGCUUACCUGAUCUUUGACAUGUCAUGUGUUGUGUAAGUCCCAAUUCAAAUGAAAAAAUGGUCCGGCUCUAACACACCGUCCACUAUUUAAACCUCAUUGUUGCCACUUGGUCCCUCCCAUGAUUGGUUGUAAACUCAUGUAAAAGACACGUAUAAUACGCAUUGAAAUUCUAAAUUGGCCCAAAGCACUAAAGCAUUUUUUUUUCAGUUCAGUCAUAAAACAGGGGCAACAAAGACUGUUUUCUGUAAAAUAUCUGUCCGGAGAAGCAAAUAUUACCUAGAAUUUUCUAUUAGUUGACGUUUCAUUCAUGCACAAUUUCCGAAGCUUAUCUAAUAAAUUCCCUACGAUUUUCUGAACUUUAAUUUUUCACAUUUCGCUCCCUAGGUUAGGCUAUUUCUCGUAGACAAAAGGAAACCUAAAUCAAAAAUACAAUAAAGAGAGAAAUCAGAAAAAUUCUCACUUUCGUAAUACGUUAAAUUGCCUUUAAAAUUUUCGAGAAAAUAAUACUGAAGCCCUUCUUGGAAUUCCGAAAAAACUUAAAUUUUCCUAAGAUGACCGAACAGAUGCAAAUCUUAUAGCGGCACUUAGAAUGCAUUUCUGGAGACCUACACGUACUCUGGAUAGCCUAAAAAGUGUUUAGAAGGAGACCUUCGUAGGUUGCCCUGCUAAAAAGAGGAAUUGCAGGAUGAUUUUGAAUUAGGACCUUGGCGAUUAGGAAAUAAAGAAAUGAAUGACUGAAAAUAUUCAAAUACCGUUUCAGAAUUCCAUUUGUAUCUCCAAUCUUUUAUCUUUCUAUAGUAAGAGUGGAGUUUACCGCAUUGAACCAGAGCUCAACGUCUCUCGAGGUGGAGUGGAACACAACUUUACCAGCUUUUCUUACAUAUGGCGAUGAAAAGAGAGGAUUUAAAAUAGAUUUUCAAAGAGCGGGAGAUAAGGAAGUUAAAAGUAUACUAGUCUGCAACAGUUCCAGUUAUCUAUUUACCGAUCUGAUGGUAUUCACAAACUAUUGUUCAAGCGUGGUGUCUUUCAACAAUGACAAAAUUGACACGAAAGUGGAUAAUUUCAAAUGCGUGUUCACGGACGAAGAAGGUAAUAACAACAUCUGUGUUCGUCCGUGUUUUGUUUGCGAUCCCCUUAUGUUUACAGGCCCAUGUAUAUAUACGAAACAUGUUCAGAUACAGUCAGUCAUUUUCAUGUUCAUUGGUGAAAAAAAUUGAAUUGAGUAUUUCUUAACCUUUAAAGAUUAAUAUAGAGUAGUAUCUGUCUAGUAUAAGAAUAGAUAAUUAAAAAUGGUUUACAUGGAGGUGGGCGACCCCAAGUAGGUGAGGUACCCCCCUUUCGUGGGGUAGCCCGCCUGGCUUACAACAGGGUCUCAAUGGGGUUAACCGAUAGGCGUAAAACGGCCAAAAAUUUAGUCGAUAGCCGUAAAAAUGGAAAAAUUUUACCCAUAGGGUAAAAAAGUUAACCGUAAAAGAAAUUGUUUCUUAGAUUUGUGUUAAACUCACUUAUGACCGGUUGCGUCUCUUACUUCGCGGCUUCUUAAACUCCUUACGCACGUUAGGCCAAGCGCCUUUUCAGGAUUCACAGGAGUCUUACUUGACUUCACUUGGCCUGUGUUUUGUACGACGAGUUGACAGCUCCUUCUUUUUAGAUCUCCAAUUUCGCCAUGCAGUGUUCGCAUGAGUAGUCUCCUUUGCAGCCGUUUUUUGGCUCGUAAGAACGGCUGCGAAAGUGACUAACAUAUGACUUAAUCGAUGUCAGUAUUGAAAGCUGUUGUUAGUAUUUUUCCAACGGGUGAAAAAAGGUCAAUCGAAACACCCUCCCGCAACGCGAGACAUUAGGAGCAUUGGACACUUUCAACAUUCAAGAAAAACGUUAUUGUUUUCUUGAUCUAAACGAGCAAGCCUGGAAAUUUGGUCUAAAAACUGUAAAGCCUCGCCAAAAUCAGCGGCAAAACAGAAAAUUAUUCUUUAUCGACCCAGCAGCAGCUAAAUCUGAAACUACCCCUGUUGUUGUUGAAAGCCAGCUGGAAAGUAAGUACCUUUAAAUUCAGUAUUGAAUUCUAUACUAAGAUACCGCGUGGUAUAAAGUUUUUGUGAGAGUUUUAUCUUGACGAUGGCAAAAUAAAACUUCCGUAGAAACGUGUUUGCAAGAACUAAUUUUUUCCUUAGUGAAAAUCUGAUUUUUUUUUUGUUGGGGAUUAAUAUUUGCCAUUUUCAGGAGGUCAUGCGCUCGAAAUAGUAGUGAAACAAAACGCAGAGAUGUCACUGUCUGUCGAUAAACUACAAUUCCCUGUUUUUCUCUUUUCUCGCUACGGUAGACAUUGUAUACACUUUCUUUCAAGUUCUUUUUUACCUUUAAGUACUUAUGGGAGCCGAGGUCGACUUGUAGCAAGUCCAGACAUUGCCACGCCUAGCCCCUGUACGGUGUCUCCCGAGGCCUUCCCGGUCAAGGCAUUUGGGUGGCGUAUCCGAGACAAAAUUAGCUCAGACCACGUGGCCCGAAACGCAUUGGCCGCGUAGAUUAAUGAGGCCUAGGGACAAGGCAAAGAGUCCUUCGCUAUCGUAAAUAUAACUGGACCCUAGAAUUUUGUUAUUUUUGUUAUAACUGGAAGUCGCACCCCGGCCGCGAGUUGGGCGUUCGCGUGUCGGCUUUUGCUUUUUCACGAAGAUUCUUUUUAAAGUAACCGUCUACAUUUCUAUGAGUAAAACACAACCUCGUGCCCAGGACGCUUUUCCGUGGCUUUGGAAGGAAAAGCGCCCUGGGGACGAGGUUGAGUAAAAUAAUAUUAGAAGUGGAAUACUUGAAAGUAUGAUCUAUCAGAUGUAACAAUUUUUCAAAAGAAUACCCUAUUUCAUCCCGAGAUGAUCCUAAGACCUUUAUUUUGCUUAAAGAUACAAAAAAUACGGGUUUAUUAAUAUUUAACUGAUUGAAACAAAAGAAAUUAAUUUUUAACUUUUUUGUUAACCGUAACUGAAAUAAAUUAACCGAUAGCCGUAAAAGAGCCAAUACGUAGACCGGUAACCGUAAAAGCCACCACCUCAUUGAGACCCUCUUAUAAUCUCUCAUUUUUAUUUGAUCACGUUUUCAUGAUAGGUGGGUUGACCGGCACCCGCCGCAUAUCACAUCUGCUAUCUGGGGUCCCCCACCUCCAUAUAAACAGGCCCUUAUUAAGUCUGUCUGAAGAAACAUGAUUCUAGGAUUCACUUCGUUUUGUAUAGGAUUGUCUUGGAAACAAAAAUUGUCUGUAAUUUCCUUUUUAGUUCCUGGUGGCCCACCCUUGAGUUUAACAGCCAACAAUGCCAGCUCUACAAGCAUAUUUGUAUCUUGGAAUCCAAUUGAGGAAGAGCUACAGCACGGAAUUAUACUCGGGUAUAGUAUCGCCUACAAAAAAGAAAAUGCUACUAGGCGAAAACGGCGAAGUCUUUCGUUUACAGAUAAUGUUGUCCUAGUGGAAAAUAUCUUGGCUUGGACUCUGGAGGGGCUUGAAAAGUUUACGGACUAUUGCAUUCAGAUUGUGGGUUUUAAUAGCAAAGGAGACGGGAAUUCAAGCGACAUUGUCUGUGUUCGCACAGACGAGGACGGUAAGCACUAUAUUCCUUUGUUAUUGCAUCGUCUAGCAAUAGUGUAUUAGCCUAUUAGCAUAUACAUAAUAUAUGGUUUCCAGUUUGGUUUUCGAAAACCCAGACUCAUUUAAAAUACGAUUUGUAACAUGAAUGUGUCCAAAUUCCCUUACAAAAUCAUAAGCGGGUGCAUCGCAUUCUUGCAAAAUUUUUCUGUCUGCUGUGUGCAGUAUAAACCGAGAUUAGCGUCAACUACCAGCUGUUUUUUGGGACUUAACUGAAGAGUGAGGCGAGAAUAACACUGAAAUAGUCAAAGAGUCUGUAGCGAGACUUGUUUCACGUUAAUUAAAUUGAAAAAGUCGACACACAAUUAACACAGUAGUGAUCUUCAAGGAAAAAAACGAUCCAAAAUAAUGUAAUGCCAUCUGGACUUAAAAAAAUAGGUUGAUGUUAAAAUUUGCCAUCUUUGAAGACUCUGGUUGCCUCGAUUAUGGCAAAGUUCGAACAAAUUCAAUGAGAGCGAUUGGAAAAAUUUUGAAAGAAAUUUCUAAGGGUCAUAAACACAGUGAAUUCAAAUAAAUAUGCUAUCGAUAUAAUUUGCUCACAUCUAAAGAAAAUGUUGAGGCCUUGAAAUGCAGUUUCAUCUCAUGGUGGUUUGUUACAUACAAAAUUGAUUAAAAAAAAAGCAGCCGAACAUUAGCCAAUUAAAUUUUACUUUCUCGCAAUCCGCCAGAGCGACAACUCUCUUUUUCGCACACACUUUCAAAUUUGGUGGGUAUUUAUACUGGGAGGAGGGAGAGGCUCCAGAGAUACAUGUAUUGUAAUCGUAACUUGUCACACAUGUUAAAAAGUGAUGGAAGUUGAGUUGAUAAAUGUGUGUGAAUAAUUUUCUAACCUUUACUCUACAGUUUGUGUGAUUUACUAUAUUUUAUGGUUACUACUUAGCCUGAACGCCUGAAACGCUUUAACAGUAGCAAAUAUAAAGAUGACAGGGUAAAUUUCUGAUUUUUAUCGAACCGUUCUCAUUAUUCUUAAGUUCCAAGUUUACCACCGAAUAUCACAGAGGGGUUCAACACUAGUUCAACAAGCAUCUUCUUAAACUGGACUCAAAUACCUCCCGACUUCAUCCAUGGAUACUUGUUAGGUUACAGAAUGACUUUAUACCAAAUUACAAGUAGUGGUGUCUAUCAAGAAGCUGUUACGAUCGAUACUGGGCUUGGUGAGCUAUCAAAAGACAUUACCAGUCUAUCAGUAUACACUACUUACUGUAUUCGUCUGGCCGGACGAACUCGAAUUGGCCCAGGAAACUGGAGCAACUGUUUCAACGUAACGACUGAUGACGAAGGUAAGGAGUUACCGAAACAAAGAGGGUUUCUAUAGAUUUCGGCCCAAAGGUCAAUUUGGGAACCAUAAAAUUCAAAUAUUCUGGCCUUAAAGUAAAGUGAACCUCGAAUUCAAAAGUGGAAGCGUGAAAAUUGAUAAGUUCGCCGAAAUUCAAAAAAAGAUGGUAUAAAAAUGACAAAAAGAGUAGUUAGUUGUCGAAAAUCUGGGUUUUUCCAGGACAUCUAAGUGUUCAGCAUCGUUACGUUUCGUUGAAGUAAGCAGCUAUUAUCCCCAGGAAUGUAAUUGACAUACGAUGAUCUUGUGUUCGCCUAAAGGAAGCCGUUUAAAUUAUUAAUAGUAUUUGCGUAAAGGAAUCUCCAAGCCUGUACUGUGUCUACGCAUUUAAUUUAAAUAAAUUGCAUGAUAGUAAUCGAAAAGUCUCUCAAGUAUAGUCAGUCAUUUUUAUAUCCCGUUAUCUGCCCGUUUCUUGGGCGUAAUAGCAUUAGGCCUGUCUCACCAACUGAUGCCCUGUAUUACCAUUCUCUAGUUUUACCUCUGCCUCCAAUUGAUGUCAAAGCUGUCAGUUUUACAAGUACCAACACCAUGAACGUAACAUGGAGUCCACCUCCCCUUUUAUACGGUGAGAUAACUGGGUAUAAGAUCAUUUUUGAGCAUCAAUUGGAGGAUGGUACCUGGCAAACACGAGAAGUCAUGACUUGUUCAACUCAGACGACUCUAACUGGGCUGGACAUUAACACUGAAUACAGGAUUAAGGUCGCUGCUAGCACAAGGAAGGGCUUCAGUCCCUUUAGCGAAUUCGCCUAUGGAGGUAAUUAUUUUAACACAAAUAAAAAAAGCGUUACCUUUGAACUCAUUUCUUCUCUCAGUUUCUCUUGGAUAUUUCCAGACGGGUUAGAAGGUCUUCCUGUAUAUCUUUUUAUCACACUAAUAACAGUUAAGUAAAAUAAUGAAACAAUGGGCAAUCACAUAAGUAAAAGGAAUGCUUAAUAUCUGGUACACUCCCUUUCGCUCCUAAGUUAGAGAGGAGGAAGAUAAAAGGUGUUUGAAACUGUCACAAUCAUCCCUCACGGUGUAUUUUAGUUGUGUCUUAGUAGGGUUUUAUUGUGCUGUACCCAUUCAGUAUAAGAAAUGUAUAAAUAAGUAUCCUAAUUACUGCAACUUGCCAUAUUUUUGUGUCUUCCAGAAACUUGCAGCUGCCCUGAAAACGUAACGGUCGUCGAGAAUCCAAGUUCCCUGGACGACGAUCACAUCUCGUUGUCUAAAAUAAUCGAGGAACUAGUUGUUGACGCUUGUGGAACUUGUCACGCCUUUGGCAGAACAAAUUUAAUUAAGGUAUCGGAUUCAGAAGGAGACGUGAAUAUGAAUUAUCCGGUUGUAAUAGCUAGCGGGAGCUUUUCAAAAGGCAAGUUCGUAGCUGUGAUUGAAGUGCCUGGUCUAGCUGUUGUUCAAAGAAAGUCUAUUCCAGGUGGUAUGGAGAAAGUGAUCGCAGUAUCAGUGUUCAGUUCGUGGCCAGUAUUUGCAAUUUCUGGAGUCAUGACCAUCUUGGCUGGUUUGGUGAUUUGGGUUUUGGUAAGAAUAACUUUAAAACUUCUACUGACUCCUUAAAUUAAAUACAAAAUAAAAAAAUUGCGUGUAUUACGUGAGUAUUUAUUAAAGACUAAGGUUACAGUUGUGGCCUUUAAUUUGAAUGUACAUUAAAGGUCCAAGUACUUCUGGAUUAAGUAAAUCUCUUAUGAAGCUUGAGAAAUAAAAUAACAAGCUUCAACCGAUUUCGAUGAAGAAGGAAGGAGCUGAAAGAAGCAUUCAGAACUGAUUAGUGUUAACAGUUUUUAAUAUGGUGCAUCAGAUAUCUGAUAUUUCCUGGUCAGAGAAAUCCAGUAUCGAUCAGAAGGGUAUUGUUAGUACUGAACCAGUACCACUGUUUCAUAAGGACAGAAAGAACAGAUAUGUCUUGUCAUUGAUGAAAUGCACGCCUAUCGCUUCGCUACCACUAAAACGAUAAAAUCUUUGGGCUGCCUAACUCUGAACAAGUGGGCUUGCCCAGUAUCUCUAUCUUGUAAAUUGUUUUCUAUUAAUGACAUAUUGUGGCCUACCAGGGCUAGCCUUUUGGUUAACUGUGGGCCAUGAAAUUGAAUAUACAAAUAACAGCAAUAAAAUUUGGUGAUCUUGUCUAACAGUAAAAAUUUUCUGUGAAGGAUGUAACCACCAAUCCAGAGGAAUUUCCUCCGAUAUUUUAUAAAGGUGCCGGAGAGGGGUUUUGGUGGGCAUUUAUCACCAUGACAACGCUAGGGUAAGUAACAGGCUUUACUGCAUGAGGUGUUAACGUUAGCUACUCGUAUAUUUUUUGUUUACAUCAGAAAAGCCACAAAAACAACAGGAAUAAGAUUAAAGUCUACAUUCUAUCGAAAACUAAGCCAUCUAAUAUCAGAGAAGGUGUCCAACCAAACUAUUCACCAGGACCUGCCUUCGUUUUUACAAUGCCUUUACUAGUAUUCUCUUUCAAAAGCCGGUAAUCCAGCUUUUACGGCUUUCAAUUCCGCUUUACACGUAGGUAGUACUAAAUUAAGCAAAGUCUUGAAAACCCGCUCUAUGAGAAAAACGUGACCAAUGCAACUUUUUUCGAUCUUCUUGCAGGUAUGGAGACCGAACGCCAAAAUCCAAUAGGGCCAAGUUCUUCGCCAUAAUAUGGUUUUUAGUUGGCCUUGUCGUGUUUGGUCUCUUUUCCGCCGGUUUGGCAUCAGAUUUGACUGUGGUUGUUAAGGCUGGAGGAACACAGGGCUCAGGCACAAGCAAAGUCAUGAAAGUAAGUCAACACCUCUCAGAAAGAGUUCAUGAACUCGAAUUCUUAUUAAUAGGCUAUUUUAGCGUAGACCUUUCGAAUUGCAUGGCUUAAUUUUCUUCUACCCUGUAGCCUUUUCUAGACUCUCAGUUAGUAGGGUCUGCGCUAAAACCCGGGCUCAGUGUCUCCUUAGUACCCACACGUUUGUUGUAUUUACGUUUCUUUUUGCUCUGUUAAACUACUUUUAUAAGGUCUAGAACAGGCUAUUAAUUAAAGUUUUUUUGAAUUAAUACACAUACAGAUUGCCACACUAAAUGAUUCCGCUGAAAAGCAAGUGGCGGUAAGACAGCUGAUGAACAAAUUUCAGCUUAGUAAGUGCCUUUCUUCCAUUUAAAAAGUUAUUAUAACUGUUCGAGAAUGCAUUUUUCUUCGCACCUUUUAUCGUUUUAAUGCCGAAACCAGUUUGCUUCUUUUUUUAAAAAAAGUCUAAAUUGGCGUACCCAUAAAGACGAUAGGUUAUACAUCGUGAAAUUUCCAAAACUUUUUACCAGUCUGAUAUGCCGUGUGGCAGAACCUUUGUAAAUCAAAGCCCUGUGCAUUUCAAGUUGAAACAAGAAACCAAGCCAGUGACACACGCCAGUACCCUUACACAUGCAUACAGACAUAUCUUCCUGGCAAUUCCCUUAGCAGUGUCAGUCAAGGACCCGUGAACAAACCUUACAGCAGGGAUACGACUGCCAUUUCAUGCUGAUAAGCCCUAAUGAGUGUGAGACAGCUGUCCAUGGCUGUCACUGAUCUUCACUCUCCCGGUAAUAUGGCUGUGUGCAUGCGUAAGGUACUGGCCAGGCCGUGGAUUGGUGUAUUUGUGCCCCUUGCUUUAAGUUUGUCUUACCCCUAGCUUAUUGAGCGACCCGUUAUCUACAUUUCGAAAUUAUCUUCAGUUAAAUUUAACCCCUAUUAGGCGACCGCGGCCGCCUUUUGGUCAUCCCAAUGGAGUCCGACUUUUGGUCGAGGUGUCGAGGGUCGAUUUUUUGUGUAGAGGGCUCAUGUUUUUAUGUUCAUUAUUUUUAAUAUUUUUUUUCCCUUUUUUAAGCGAGCAAAGUGCGCCAGACACGCAAAAGUUCAGUUUUUAUUGUCGCUGACUCAGAUUGCUGACAUAUGCAUUGUAAUAAAAGUGUACCCUAAGAAAAGAGUCCUACCUUUGUUCGAGGUAUUUAAGAAAAUAUACUAAAGCGCGAAGUGAGCGAGGAGCGUCAGAUAUGUAAAAGUUCAGUUUUAAAUAGUACCAACGCAGAAAAGGAGUCCAACUUUUUGUCGAGUUUCUUAUGUUUCAAACAGGUUGCGUGAAAACUACCGUUGGAAAACAAGUGUGUGGAAGUGUUUGUUGGGGGAAGCGGUCAUUGCACUAAGAUAAUUCUUGUUUGCAAGAAUUGUUCAUUUUCGGUCACGAAAGUUGCGCAAAAUAUAUUCUACCAACCCAUCGCCUUGUAUGAAUUUUUUGGAGGCAUUGCCAGUUCUCCCUCCCCCCACUUCUAAUCACGGCAAAUUAAAAGAGAAAAUAACGAAUCACGAGUCAUGGACUUUCGAUUCCAAAACACGGAGUCAGGAAAGCUAAUGCAAAAACUUAUUGUGAAAAUUAUUGUGAAAAUGAGCGGCAAAUUUACCUCAACCGCUGUUCAGCUUUUUCCUGCGUCGAAACGCUAGCUCUACGCGGAAAGUGCGAAAAAAUAUUACUUUUUGUUUUUGUUUUGUUUUGUUUUUUCACGAAUCAUGACAAAGAAAAAAGCCAAACACGGUUUAUGACGAUAGUUGGAGACCACGAGGCAACGCAUUUCGUAAGACAAGUACUUACAGAGAUGCAAUUUUUUUACGAAAACAAGGCACAUUUUGUUAACAAAACAGCAACCUGGAAAUGAUUGGUCCAUGAGUUAUUUCUGCGAUCUUGGAAGUCACGUCCGCUGUUCAGAGAAAUUAUAAAUUUAAUUGUUGACACGUUUCAGGAUUUUCAAGGGAUUUGUUGUUGGUGUUUAGAGUAUACAUGUACUCAAUAAACAUUCGUAAUAUCGUGAUUAGGGGUGGACCAUAAAAGUUGGGGAAGGAGAAAAAAACCGUCAACUUUGGGAAGUACACCGUUAUUACAACGCAUCUGUCAACACUCUGAGUCAGCGCUAAUAAAAACUAAACUUUUGUGCGUGUCUGGUGCUCCUCACUCGCUUAAAAAACGCGAAAAAAAAUUAAAAUAUAAAAAAUCGACCCACGACAUAGUACCCUCGACCCACGACUCCUCGACCAAAAGUCAGACUUGUUACAAUAAUAAUUAUUUCUUGACCAUAAUAGGCUACUUCCGAGUUCCAAAAACCCUCACUUUCAAAAUGAGGCUAGGUGCACAACCUUAAUCUUGUGAAAAUGAGUUUCAUUUGCAUGAGAAUGAAAAAUGAUUUCCUCAUUAAAGGCUGAGCACCUACCUUCGUUUUGAAACAGAGGCCCGGGGGGAACUCGGAAAUGGCCUAUCGAAUCAUACAGUGAUACAGAUAAAUUCCAAUAGGCAUGAAUAUGUUAUGCAGUAACCCAUGUUUUUGACACUUCACCUAGUUGCAUAUUUAUAAACAUGUAUUAAUGCAUAGAUUCCAAUAUAUUUUAUAAGCAUUAAAUUUAUCAGGUAUACUACCCUGACUCCAGAGGUCCCUUUUCAAAAUACCUAGGAUAAAAUAAACCGUGCUAACGGUUUGAUAAAACUUUGCCACAAAAAAAUGACCUCUGGAACCCAGGGUACAGGUAUACAUGUACAUAUAUCUUUUAAAUUAAUGCAAAAAUAUUUAUUUAAAAAGAAUAGAAAGUGAAUAACAAUAUUGUCCCGAAUAGCGUCCAAUAGGUGCCCGCAUUUACUGGAAGUUCUCAUUUAUUUGGACAGGUGGAGAAUUCGGAACCCUAGAAGAGCUUGUUGAUGCAUUAAAAGAGGAAACGACAGAUGCCAUUUUAAUAGAUAUGUAUACACCAGUAAGAAGGAAAGACCUUUUCAAUGGCUCAUGGUUUGAAAUCUCUGAGAUAGUAGACAAAGGAAUCUCGCACGGUAUUGCUCUUGGUGGAAUAUCAGAAACGUUAGCCAAAGACUUUCAGGAAAUGAUACGCGACAGAAAUGUCCAAACAAAAUUUCUCACCGAUGAUGACGAAAAUCAUCAGCAGGUAAUUGCCAACGAGCAAGCCGAGCGCAUCCUCGGAGACCCAGGGGCAGAGAAAACUUGUGUUUUCUGGCACCAAUCAGAAGUCAGAACGGCGGCGACCGUUUGGAACUGGUCUGGUAAGACAUUGUCCUCAGGGGCUCUUCUCGCCGUUCUUCACUUUUCUUUUGUGCCAUAUUUUUCCGCCCGUUUAGACUUUCCCUCGCCCCCACUAUCUGCCCCUGGGUCUCCGAGGAUGAGCCGAGCGAAGACGGUUGGCUUGCGAGGCGGCCAGCUUAAUGCUACGCGAAGUAUUGUGACAAGCAAAAAAAUCAUGAAAAAUUCUCGAUCGUGCUACAAGGUGUAGAUUCUCUGGGGAUUUUCUUGGCGUUAGAUUUCACGUGUAGUUUCACGUCACUUUUGAUGACCCUUGUUGUAAACAAACGAACCUUCAAAGUUCGGACAAUGUUCUCUGUCACACUCCCGUACUUGUACGAACUACAACUCGCUAUUUCAUGUUCACGCGAACCAAUGAAUGUUAUUUCCCUUUCGCUGUUUGAAACUCGACAAAAUUUUCUAAGCAGAAGAAUAAGUAGAGCUAUUUUAAGGCUAAGAGCAUGGCAGAAAUGUAGGAAAGAGAAGUGCUUGUAGUGGAAAUUCUCGGCUCAGCGGCUAAAAUGGUUUUAGAAACAUUGGAACUAAAACCGGUGAUGUAGGUAAAUUCUUUUUCUUUCGUUGGCACUUAGCGAAAGCUACAACUAGUUAGGAAUUGUACCAUGACUGGUCCUCAUUAUGUGCGGUCAGUACUAGUAAUUUUGCAGUAUGUAUUACUUUUCAAUCAGUCAGGCAAUUUUCUGGGCAAGCUUCUACGAAACCAACGCAGCACCACUGAUUACGAGUUUUGCCAAAGAUUAGCCUAAUUUAGCGUUCAGUGUUGAAUAAAACGCUUAGUAACGACCCGGGAGUAACUAAAGGAUUGCAUUAUAUUAUCCUAAUGUUUUUAGGAAGAAGAAGAAGAGGAGGAAACUGGUUUGGUGUUUUUUGAGCCAGGAAGCCCAUAUUUUGUACUCACCCUUGAAAUCUGUGGGGGUCUGCUUGGAGGCUUCCUCCUAUGCGGCUGCAUCUUUGAAGCUUAUCAGAGGAACAGAGGAGGCACUCAACAAACAGGCAAGUAG